CUGCAUCUGCCACUUUUGUCUCUUUCCUCCUCCCUUCAUCUCUUCUCUCUUUCUCUGCACUCGAUUCCCCAUUUUGUUUUCUAUUCGUUCUAGGGUUUGAAUUAUUAGAGUCUUCCAUUGCUUUAAAGAAUCAUAAAAUAAUGAACCAGUAGCUGUUUCCCAGCUUAUUUUACAAUAUUUUUCUUUGUUUUCUGUUUUGAGCUCUCUCUGUGUAUGGCUGGCUUAGACUUGGGCUCAGCUUCUCGCUUUCUUCAACAGCUUCAACGCCCUGACCUUCACCUCCAAGGGCCAGUACCCGACGAAGAUCAUCAUGGCAACAACCCAAACCACGACGAUAACGUGUCUCAUGAGCUUGACCUGGCCAACCCUAAUCCGGGUCCAGGCGAUGUCGUGGCUCGCCGGCCAAGGGGUCGGCCGGCGGGUUCAAAGAAUAAACCCAAACCACCGGUGAUCAUCACCAGGGAAAGCGCCAACACGCUGCGAGCUCAUAUCCUUGAAGUAAGUAGUGGCUCGGACGUGUUUGAGUCUGUGGCCAUGUAUGCGCGGAAGCGUCAGCGUGGGAUCUGUGUGUUGAGCGGUAACGGUACCGUCACCAACGUGACCUUGCGGCAGCCCUCAGCGGCCGGUGCGGUCGUCACCCUGCACGGCCGUUUCGAGAUAUUGUCGCUGUCGGGCUCGUUUCUUCCUCCCCCAGCCCCACCCGGCGCGACCAGCCUGACCAUAUUUUUGGCAGGCGGCCAAGGGCAGGUCGUCGGAGGGAACGUCGUGGGAGCUCUGAUUGCAUCGGGUCCAGUCAUCGUUAUCGCCUCAUCGUUCACAAACGUGGCGUACGAGAGGUUGCCCUUGGACGAGGACGAACCAUUGCAGAUGCAGCAGCCUGUCUCUCACGAGUCGUCCAGUGGUGGUAGUGGAGGCGGCGGAGGCGGAGGCGGAGCCGGCAACCCAUUCUCGGACCCGUCUUCGGGGCUUCCUUUCUUCAAUCUGCCGCUGAACAUGGCGACUGGGCAGUUACCUGUUGAUCAUGGUUGGGCUGGGAACUCAGGUACUAGCAGGACACCUUAUUGACCUUUUUGUACGUGGUCGGAAAAGGUUAGGGCAUCCUUAGACUCCAAAAUCUCUACUCACUUCCUUUCUUGUUCACGUUUGCUAAUGUUGUAAGCUUUGUUCUCUCUGAAUUCUGAUAUUCUUCUGAUGUAUAACUUGAUUUGUAUGGAACUCCUUUUCUUCGCUCGUAAGUAGUUAAUUUGAGCAUUUCAGCUGC
Molecule: messenger RNA, 1261 nt
Organism: Carya illinoinensis
Lineage: Eukaryota; Viridiplantae; Streptophyta; Magnoliopsida; Fagales; Juglandaceae
Product: AT-hook motif nuclear-localized protein 23-like
Exons: 1
Coding region: 214-1065 (283 amino acids)
Cellular component (GO): nucleus
Molecular function (GO): DNA-binding transcription factor activity; minor groove of adenine-thymine-rich DNA binding
Source: RefSeq, a predicted model, not a curated record